GUGUUGGUCCAUGGUGGGGGACCUGCAGACUGGACAGAACCUCUCCAUUGGGGCAGGGUGUGACUACAGAGCAAUUGUGGAACAUGAGAUCCUGCAUGCUCUGGGAUUCUACCAUGAGCAGUCAAGGAUGGACCGGGAUGACUAUGUGACCAUCUGGUGGGAUGAGAUUAUUACAGGCAAAGAACAUAACUUUCUGAAGUACGACGAUAGCUACAUCACUGACCUGAACACUCCCUAUGACUAUGAAUCAGUGAUGCACUAUCAGCCAUUUUCAUUUAACAAAAAUGAAAGCAUCCCCACAAUCACAGCGAAGAUACCAGAAUUUGAUAACAUCAUUGGACAACGCCUAGACCUCAGCGCCAUUGACCUGGAAAGACUGAAUCGCAUGUAUAACUGCAUUUCAACUCACACUUUUUUGGACCGGUGUUCUUUUGAGCUUGAAAAUAUCUGUGGCAUGAUCCAGGGCACCAGGGAUGAUCUAGACUGGGUCCAUCAACAGGGCAGUGCUACAGGGCAGGAAGACCACACGCUGUCUGGGCGCUGUAGAGAUGCUGGCUAUUUCAUGUACUUCAACACCAGCUCUGGCAAAGCAGAUGAGGUGGCAGUCCUAGAGUCUCGAAUCCUUUAUCCGAAGAGAACUCAGCAGUGCCUCCAGUUCUUCUACAAGAUCACAGGGAGUCUUUCAGACAAGCUGAUCAUCUGGCUUAAAGAGGAUGAUGGCACUGGAAAUGUUCGCAAGAUGAGGAAAAUCCAAACAUUUCAAGCGGACACUGACUAUAACUGGAAAAUUGCCCAUGUAACCCUCAGUGCUCAGAAGAAGUUCCGCUACCUCUUCCAAGGACUAAAGGGCAAUCCCAGCUCUUCAUCUGGUGGGAUUGCUAUCGAUGACGUUACACUGACAGAGACCCCCUGUCCCACAGCUGUGUGGGUCAUUCGGAAUUUCAGCCAAAUCCUUGAAAACACAUCAAGUGAUGUCAUUCAAAGUCCCCGGUUUUAUAGCCCUGAGGGUUACGGUUUUGGCGUAAGUUUGUAUCCCCACUCCAGAAUCAGUGGCUACACUCGCAUUGCCUUUCACUUGUGUAGUGGAGAGAACGAUGCUGUCCUGGAGUGGCCAGCUCUGAACCGCCAAGCUAUACUCACAGUGCUCGACCAGGACCCUGAUGUCUUGAAAAGGAUGUCCUCAAGCAAAAGCUUCACCACAAGCAAAGACCACAUCAGCUCUGAAUCUAACACAACCUUAAUAUGGGAGAAACCGUCAAUUGCUGGGAAAUUUGAUGCCUCGUGCAAUUGCUACAGAACUGUAGAUUGGGGGUGGACUAACUUCAUAUCCCACAGCCAGAUGAGACGGAGAAGCUUCCUGAAAAAUGAUGACCUGAUUAUUUUUGCAGAAUUUCACGAUCUAAGUCACCUCAGUAACACCGAAGUCCCUGUUGAACCUCAACAACCUGCCUUCAUGGAAGGCCUCAUUCUUGAAAGGCAGAAGAGAGCAGCCCAGGAUAUGGAGCCUGUUCAAGACUGGCUGCCUUAUCUGCAAGACCCGUGUGACCCAAACCCUUGCCAGAAUGAUGGAGUCUGUGUGAAUGUGAAAGGGAAAGCAAGCUGCAGGUGCCCAUCAGGACAAGCCUUCUUCUUUACUGGUGAGAGGUGUCAGUCAAUGCAGGUCCAUGGGAACAUCCUGGGAAUGACAAUUGGUGGAAUUGCUGGAACCAUUGUCUUAACCAUUGUCCUCAUUUCCAUGAUGGCUAGAAGAUGAAGAGCUGCAGGGCAAUAAAUCUCGGCCUGGU
This is a messenger RNA of Eurypyga helias (sunbittern), 1784 nucleotides long. It is a transcript of the gene MEP1A, whose product is annotated as meprin A, alpha (PABA peptide hydrolase). The record is from RefSeq and is a predicted model, not a curated record. Gene Ontology annotation, molecular function: protein binding; metalloendopeptidase activity; zinc ion binding. The transcript is spliced from 8 exons. Gene Ontology annotation, biological process: proteolysis. Gene Ontology annotation, cellular component: membrane. The annotation marks the transcript as partial. Lineage: Eukaryota; Metazoa; Chordata; Aves; Eurypygiformes; Eurypygidae.